Periconia digitata is the source of this 1389-nucleotide messenger RNA. NCBI's taxonomy places the organism in Eukaryota, Fungi, Ascomycota, Dothideomycetes, Pleosporales, Periconiaceae. The record is from the annotation of a GenBank genome assembly.
UGAAUGUUGCAUUGCGGAUUGUAGUUCGAUGCUUGGCUGGCGGUUGAAGGUUGUUCACAUGUUUUCUUCUUCUUUCUCCUUCUGCGUCUUCUUCUCUCCUGCGUCUGUGCUGACGUUGUCAUGUACCGACCAGACUUGUGAAAACGGUGCUCGGUAGUAUGACAUGUUCUGCCUGUUACUCGGUCACUCGGUGUCGUGAAGCUUAUAGCGAAUGCUCGAUUUCUCCCUUUUGCUACUAUUUCAGGAACCCGCCACGGCCUAGAACACUGGAGAGACACUAGCACAGGGGGGAUAGUCAACCGAGCUCCCCUGCAUUCAUGGAUCUCCCGGUCAGCCCACCGCGUUCGAUCUGUACAGUAGCCGGGAGGAUUUGGGGGAGCGUGAAAUUGUCUGAUGUCAGUAGUCAAGUGGCCUGUCACUCCUCCUGAUUCCCAGUGGAUCAAUCGGAUCGAAUCGCUCAAUGGGCGAACAAGCAAUGCCAUCCUGCUGACGGGAAUUAUCCCGUAACGCGGGUCUCUAGCCAGUCGUAUGCACCUAGCCGUAAGACCAUCUCCUUUGCUGUGGAGCCAGUCUUCAUCCUGCCUUAGUAGUCACUACAGGUAUAAAGACUAUGUAACGCCUCUGCCUCGCGAAGGCUUUCCCUUUUCUUUUUUCUCUUUACCCACCUCUGUCUCUCACUACAUAGUACUUAAUAUCCGUUAUUCACUCCAACUAAUACCGACAUCUCCCGUCGCUAUACACAUUCGUUGAAACAACACCAAAAACUCGCAAAAAUGAAGACCUUCGCUAUCCUCUCUCUCGUCGCCGCCGUCAUGGCUAAGACCGACUACGCCGGUUGCACCAGCUCUGCCGUCGGAGCCUCGCUGCUCUGGUACGUCCCCGAGUCUGGCGAGAUCUGCAAACAGCUCGACUGCGGAGGUGGUCGCGCUCCUCCCAAGACCAACGUUCCCGGAUGCGCUGCUUACGAAGGCACCGAGACCUACACCCCAUCCUUCAUCCCCAACUACGGCCAGGCCACGGCCACCCCCGAGGUCAAGCCCACCACCUCCUCCGCCCCCGGCGUGAGCUCCGCCUACAACGCCAUCUCCAGCGUGCCCUCCAGCGCCGCUGCCCCCUCCUCGUCUGCUCCUGCCGUGACCAGCGCCCCUACCUACUCUACCGCCAUCAUCGGCACUGCCAUUCCUGUUCCCUCCGGUAACGGUACUGCUGGCAACGGCACCAGCGUCAACGCCCCUAAGCCCACCCAGAGCGGUGCUUUGAGCCCCAAUGCUGCCGGUGUUGUGGGUGUUGCCCAGGGCGUUGUUGCCGUCGCUGUUGGUGUGUUCGGUGUUAUGAUGUUGUAAGUGGUUGAAGGGGUUGGGGAUUCGAGAUGAUGGAUAGGAUGACUUG